UCUUCGAUUAGCGAGAACUAAUCGGAGCGGCGUCGUUGGCGAUGAGGGUGGCAAAGCGGCCGAUCCAUGCGGCGGUGACAUGGGUGAAGCGGCAGCCGUCCAAGGUCAAGGCGUUUCUCAGCGUGGUAGCCGGCAUCGCGGCCCUGGUCUUCCUUCGCUUCAUCGUCUACGACCAUGACAACCUCUUCGUGGCGGCUGAAGCCGUGCAUGCGGUUGGAAUCUCUGUCCUAAUCUAUAAGCUCACCAAGGAGAGAACUUGUGCUGGACUUUCACUGAAGUCUCAAGACUUAACAGCCUUGUUUUUAGCUGCUCGACUCUAUUGCAGCUUCGUGAUGGAAUAUGAUAUACACACAAUACUAGAUACUGCAACGCUUGCUACUACAUUUUGGGUCAUUUACAUGAUUCGGUUUAAAUUGAGGACAAGUUACAUGGUGGACAAGGACAAUUUUGCUGUAUAUUAUGUCGUGAGAUACCUGAUCUACAUUAUGGAGGUCGUGCCUUGUGCUUUAUUAGCUCUUGUCAUUCAUCCGUCUACAUCACAUAAUAUAUUCAAUCGGAUUUGCUGGGCAUUCUGCGUUUACUUGGAAGCUGUUUCAGUGCUGCCCCAGUUACGAUUGAUGCAGAAUGCAAAGAUUGUAGAACCUUUCACAGCUCACUAUGUUUUCGCUCUAGGCAUCGCGAGAUUUCUGAGUUGUGCUCACUGGGUGCUCCAGGUCCUCGAUACCCGUGGAAGAUUAUUGACAGCUUUAGGGUAUGGCUUGUGGCCAUCCAUGGUGCUCCUUGCCGAAAUUGUUCAAACUUUCAUCUUAGCUGAUUUCUGUUAUUACUAUGUAAAGAGUCUCAUCGGUGGGCAACUGGUGCUUCGGCUUCCUUCUGGUGUGGUGUAGCCUGAUCUCUUGCACAUACGACUUCGAGUGAGUUUAAUUUUGUCUGAAUUUCUUUGUUCAAGUCUAACUGUUUACCAGCUAUGGAUGAUUAUUAACUAUAUCUUGUUAAAUUAAAAAGGAUUUCUUGUCUUUUCA
Zingiber officinale is the source of this 1022-nucleotide messenger RNA. Its product is annotated as ER lumen protein-retaining receptor erd-2.2-like. Bases 42 to 887 code for a protein of 281 amino acids. The record is from RefSeq and is a predicted model, not a curated record. Gene Ontology annotation, cellular component: membrane. The transcript has 6 exons. NCBI's taxonomy places the organism in Eukaryota, Viridiplantae, Streptophyta, Magnoliopsida, Zingiberales, Zingiberaceae. Gene Ontology annotation, biological process: protein retention in ER lumen. Gene Ontology annotation, molecular function: ER lumen protein retrieval receptor activity.